Triplophysa rosa is the source of this 3090-nucleotide messenger RNA. RefSeq names its product zinc finger protein 260-like. Gene Ontology annotation, molecular function: RNA polymerase II cis-regulatory region sequence-specific DNA binding; DNA-binding transcription factor activity, RNA polymerase II-specific. The record is from RefSeq and is a predicted model, not a curated record. The transcript is spliced from 5 exons. Bases 171 to 2342 code for a protein of 723 amino acids. Gene Ontology annotation, biological process: regulation of DNA-templated transcription. Lineage: Eukaryota; Metazoa; Chordata; Actinopteri; Cypriniformes; Nemacheilidae.
GGUCAACAUGCGUUAACAACACACAAAAAAAGAUGCUGCUGUGUUCUUUGUUGUAAUAAAUCAGUUUUGUUUUGCACCUACUUCAUUUGGCGCAAGCGUCUCCGAACCACAGCCUGUCUGUUUUACAUACAACAGAGAUGUUCAGUGCAACAGUUUUGUAAAACAGGUGAAUGUCAAAAAGGAGGCGUGAUCCAGACCCAUGCAGAAUGAAACAUGAAGAUAUCGAGGAACAAAUAGAUUUGUUGAAGGAUGAAAGUGAUGAACUGAAUGAAGUGAAGAAGAAACAUCAGUGUCAGAAACCUCUGAAUCUUGAAAUACUAGAAAUGGCUUCUAGUGGUUUGCAGAAACACAAGAUUUUCUUUCCAAAAAGAAAGCAAAAAACAGAAGCAAACACGUCUUUCAACUGUCCACAGUGUGGAAAGUGUGUCAAAUGCAAAUCAACGCUCGACUGUCACAUGAAAAUUCACACUGGAGAUCGCCCUUACAGAUGUCUUCAUUGUGGAAAGAGUUUUAGACUGAAAAGUUAUCUUGAAGCACAUAUGAGAAUUCACACUGGGGAGUGCCCAUUCACAUGUCCUCAGUGUGGAAAGAGUUUUAAGCAUAAACAUCAUCUUGAGAAGCACACGAGAAUUCACACUGGAGAGCGCCCAUACACAUGUCCUCAGUGUGGAAAGAGUUUCAUACACAAACAGAAUCUUGUGGUGCACAUAAAAACUCACACUGGAGAGCAGACAUACUCAUGUCCUCGGUGUGAAAAGAGUUUUACACGAAAAUCAAGUCUUCACGGGCACAUGAGGAUUCACACUGGAGAGCGCCCAUACACAUGUCCCCAGUGUGGAAAGAGUUUCACACAGAAAUCAGGUCUUGACAGUCACAUGAGAAUUCACACUGGAGAGCGCCCAUACACAUGUCCUCAUUGUGGAAAGAGUUUCAAAUCUGAGAAUAGACAUAUAGAAGACGAGGAAAAAGACACAAUAGAGAACUUGCUUGUAGCUUUGGGCUAUUUGUUGAAGGAUGAAAGUGAUGAACUGAAUGAAGUGAAGAAGAAACAUCAGUGUCAGAAACCUCUGAAUCUUGAAAUACUAGAAAUGGCUUCUAGUGGUUUGCAGAAACACAAGAUUUUCUUUCCAAAAAGAAAGCAAAAAACAGAAGCAAACACGUCUUUCAACUGUCCACAGUGUGGAAAGUGUGUCAAAUGCAAAUCAACGCUCGACUGUCACAUGAAAAUUCACACUGGAGAUCGCCCUUACAGAUGUCUUCAUUGUGGAAAGAGUUUUAGACUGAAAAGUUAUCUUGAAGCACAUAUGAGAAUUCACACUGGGGAGUGCCCAUUCACAUGUCCUCAGUGUGGAAAGAGUUUUAAGCAUAAACAUCAUCUUGAGAAGCACACGAGAAUUCACACUGGAGAGCGCCCAUACACAUGUCCUCAGUGUGGAAAGAGUUUCAUACACAAACAGAAUCUUGUGGUGCACAUAAAAACUCACACUGGAGAGCAGACAUACUCAUGUCCUCGGUGUGAAAAGAGUUUUACACGAAAAUCAAGUCUUCACGGGCACAUGAGGAUUCACACUGGAGAGCGCCCAUACACAUGUCCCCAGUGUGGAAAGAGUUUCACACAGAAAUCAGGUCUUGACAGUCACAUGAGAAUUCACACUGGAGAGCGCCCAUACACAUGUCCUCAUUGUGGAAAGAGUUUCAAACACAAACAGAGUCUUAAGGUACACAUGAGAAUUCACACUGGAGAGCGCCCAUACACAUGUCCCCAGUGUGGAAAGAGUUUCACACAGAAAUCAAGUCUUGAGGUGCACAUGAGAAUUCACACUGAAGAGCGCCCAUACACAUGUCCCCAGUGUGGAAAGAGUUUCAAACACAAUCAGAAUCUUAAGGUACACAUGACAAUUCACACUGGAAAGCGCCCAUACACAUGUCCUCAGUGUGGAAAGAGUUUCAAACACAAACAGAAUCUUAAGGUACACAUGAGAAUUCACACUGGAGAGUGCCCAUACACAUGUCCUCAGUGUGGAAAGAGUUUCAACCACAAACACAAUUUUGAGGCGCACAUGAGAAUUCACACUGGAGAGCGCCCAUACACAUGUCCUCAGUGUGGAAAGAGUUUCAAACACAAACAGCAUCUUGGGGUGCAUGUGAGAAUUCACACUGUGGAGCAUCCAUAUUUAUGUCUUCAGUGUGGAAAGGGAUUUGUACAGAAAUCAAGUCUUGAAGCACAUAUGAGAAUUCAAACUGGAGCGCGCCUAUACACAUGUCAUCAGUGUGGAAAGACUUUUAAACAUAAACAUCAUCUUGAGAGGUACACAAGAACCCACGCUGGAGAAAGCCCAUAAGCAUGUUGGAAAGGGAUUCCAACAGGCACUGUCAAAGAGACGCUGUGACCAGAGACUUUUAUUAUGACAUUUAUUAUGAACUGAAUCCUGCACUACAUCACAUAUACACUUAUUACAUACAUUUCUGUUUAUGUGCAAAAAAACAUCAAUUAACGUAGAACUGUUAAUAAUUCCAUGUGAGUAUGCCUAUGUCUUUUGAUGAUGUGUUGUUCUACUAAUACAAGUGUACAAAUCAAUGUUGACAAAAUGGUUUAUUUUUAUGCUACAUUCAGCUUACGAGACAAAGACACAUGUUUAUGCAAUGCUAAGACACAACUGUUUGUUGCUUUUAUUUCUUGAAUUAUCUUGAAUUCAAAUGACUCCUUUUCCGGUUUUGUUGGUUUAGUCCUAUUAAAGGGAUAGUUCAACCAAAAGUGAAAAUUUUGUCGUCAUUGUAUGAAUGUCUUUGUUCUGCUGAACUCAAGGGAAGAUAUUUGGAAUAAUGUCAGGAACCAAACACAACUCAUCCCCCAUUUACUGCCCUAGUAGGAAAAAUAAAAACUUUUGUACUAUAAUACUAUUGGUAUUAAAGGGGGAUGAGAUCUGAUCAAUGGGGGAUGAGAUCUGUUUUGUUACUAGCUAGUCCUAUACGUACCUGUGCAGUUUGAAGACAGCGCCACCUAGCAUUCAUAAGAUAUCAUUUUUUUAUUAAAUUGAUUAUAACUCUUAAACGCUUUGUCUGAAUUCAUUUUCUGAUGGUCAUUGUUUC